AUGGAAAUCGUGAAUCCCGAAGAGUACGAGGCGUCCCAUGUUCAUCGAGUGUAUGAGAAUAUCGCACCUCAUUUCUCCGCUACCCGUUUCAAGCCCUGGCCGAUUGUGGAGAGGUUUCUCUGUGAUCUGCCGAUCGGUGCUGUGGGUUUGGACGUAGGGUGCGGAAACGGGAAGUACUUGAUGGUCAAUCCGAAUGUCUUCAUAGUUGGUUCAGACAGGUCGCCAUCUCUUAUUGGGAUAGCUCAUGGCCGGGAAAUACAGGAUUCAAUUGUGGCUGAUGCUUUGGAUCUCCCGCACCCCGACUCUCGUUUUGACUUCGCUAUCAGUAUAGCGGUCAUACACCAUUUCUCCUCGCUGGAGAGAAGACGUCACGCGCUCAAGAGCAUCCUUGCUACCUUGAAGGCGCCCAACAAUAACACUAAUGGUGGGAGGGCUCUUAUCUACGUAUGGGCCUUAGAGCAAAAGAAUUCCAGGAGAGGCUGGGAUGAGGGGGAUCGGCAAGACGUCUUUGUGCCCUGGGUUAUGUCCAAGCAGUUCUCCAGUGCGAAGGCCGAAGGCAGCCAUCAGAAUCCUCAAAAGCUCACGUAUCUGCGAUAUUAUCAUCUCUAUCGUAAGGGAGAAUUGGAAACUGACAUCGCCCGUGCCGGAGGCAAGCUCCUAGAAUCAGGUUAUGAGAAAGACAAUUGGUGGGCAAUAUGCAGUCCUGCCAGGUGA
This is a messenger RNA of Tuber melanosporum (Perigord truffle), 714 nucleotides long. RefSeq lists its product as uncharacterized. NCBI's taxonomy places the organism in Eukaryota, Fungi, Ascomycota, Pezizomycetes, Pezizales, Tuberaceae. Gene Ontology annotation, molecular function: tRNA binding; S-adenosylmethionine-dependent methyltransferase activity. The transcript is spliced from 4 exons. Gene Ontology annotation, cellular component: cytoplasm; nucleus. The coding region runs from base 1 to 714 and encodes 237 amino acids. Gene Ontology annotation, biological process: tRNA wobble uridine modification. The record is from RefSeq and is a predicted model, not a curated record.